Messenger RNA from Dicrocoelium dendriticum, 1404 nucleotides. The record is from the annotation of a GenBank genome assembly. Lineage: Eukaryota; Metazoa; Platyhelminthes; Trematoda; Plagiorchiida; Dicrocoeliidae.
CAAAUAUCUCCCCGAGAAACCAUUUCCUAUAUGGGCCACGUUUGCUUUUCGGAAAGCGAACCAGUUCGCAUGUUAGUUCGGGCAUUGUGUCUGCGGUCAUCUACACUCUCAGCACUGCUAAUUGUUUGACACGCCUGCACCGUUAUUUGCCACCAUUCGUUUAACUCGCGAACAAAUUCAUUGACAUUAUAUUCACUCUAUUUACAAGUAUUUUCUCUCAUUGCAGAUUCUCAAGUUUGUAGGCGUCAUUCAAUUGCAUACUCGCGGUGUCAACGGACUCUACCAGUUGUGCAACACACUUACCGAAUUGCAACUACAACUUUUGCCCGAUAGCUCCAAUCUUACUCAAAUUCUUCGGGAUCACCAAUUCGUCCCCCUCCAAAAGGAUCCGUAACAUAUAUGGAAAUCGGGCCAGGCUUGCAACUUUGGGUGGGGAAUUCCAGCGCUUCGGAGCAACAUUCACUUCAGCAUUCUAAUGGACCCAUUUCGUUCAAAGAUUUCCACGUGACUCAACCCUAUGCAUUUCCUGUUGACCAGCUGUCGGGUCUGGAACUAGAACUAGAAUCUGACAGCGAAGUAGGCGUCGAUUCCGGUCCGAAUUGGAUCGAUGAUCCCUUCCCGAUUGACAGAAACGGCCUAUGUGUUUCACCGAGACCAAACCGGGCGACCUCAGAGCUACUGGAUGAUCCAGAAUCGCCCAGACCACUGGUUAUGGACAUGGAUCCACCUGAGGAUUUGGCUCACAAUGAAGCAGUUGACUCGAAUCUGGUGGACUCGGCAAACACUGAACUGGGGCCGAAGGAAGAGAAGGAGCACAAAAAGGAUGCCGAAGCAUCACCCGUUAGACAGUCACCUGUGGCAUACGAUCCUAUUGCGUUGGGAUGCAACUCGGACGAACAGCAUCGCGAGGUCGAAUGCGCGCCCAACUCCGAUUUGCCAUCCGUGUUGACACCGGAGGUACAGGAGCGACCGCAGACACCGACUGCCAUUACCAGUGAUGGUUUCGAUGACCGUGCGUCAUGUGGCACUCUGCAAGCGGCUGCAGGACAAUUAAGUCCAACAUCUUCACCUGGCCUAAAGGCCUACGUCCAUUGUUCCUUGUGCAACAGAACAUUCAGGGACAAGCGCUCACUGAAUAUCCACAUCACAAAGACGCACUCAAACACCAAGGUGAUAUUUGGCAACAAUCACAAUACAGAUACCGGAGGUCUCAAAUUACGCUUGGUUUCGUUGCCACCGACAAAACGUUCUAGACGUUCCGCAUCCAUCAUCGAACCCCAACCACCCGUAAGUCUUCGUUGUGUUCCACGUCUUCCUCGUACUUUUGCUGCAAUGACUUACAAAUCUGGUGUGUCAGACUAUCCAAACAUCGGUCAUCGUGAUGGUUUAAUAUCCGGCCCAUAA